CUAUUGCCUUGUUCUCUUUUUGCUCAGAUGACUGUUGUGAUCCUCAAAUGAGCCCCCCGCCGGCUCCCUCCGCCCGAAAAUGGCCUACUUCUUACCUUCCUUCUUCCAGAAACGAUUGCUCCGUUAUGCCUUAUCUCGCCUGGAGCUAGUCGAUACUGAGGCUCUGGACUUGGAUAGUCUAGGGAUUCGAUGGGGACAACGCAGUACCGUCGAACUGCGGGAUAUCGGCUUGAGGCUUGAUAAACUAGCUGCACUACUACAUCUUCCUGCCUCAAGCAAGCUCCUAAGCGCCCGUGUCCAAUACCUGAAGAUCACCGUCCCCGCGGACAUCUACAGUAGCGGUAUAAUAUGUCAAGCCAGCGGCAUCAAUGUACAUCUGAGACUACUCUCGCAGGAAGCAUGUCCUUCUGGGCAAGGGGACAGGGCCCCUGACUCACCCCACAUCUCCAGCCCGGACGCAUUCAUUCCCAACCCUGCCGAUCUCGCACAGUCGUUCCUCGAAGCUGAACCCAAGGAGGAAAAGGAUGAAUUACAAGCGGCCAUCUCCUCUAGGUCCCAGGUUCUGCAUCGUACAUCGGCAUCUAUCAGCGAUGAUGAAGAGGAACUGGGUCUCGGCAACGAGACUGUAUCCUUGCCCAGCUUUGUUGCCGCAUUUCUUAAAGGUGUCGUAGAUCGCCUGCAGGUUCAGGUGGAUGACAUAUCCGUGCGAGUCGAUGUGGAGAUGAAGCAAGAUGGGUCUAUCAAGAGGCAGCCAGAGGAUAGGCCCGAUCUGAUUACUGCAUUGCUGAGAGUUGGUCAAGUGAAGGUGGACGCCGUCUCUGCGCCUCCUGUCACAGAUGGAGAUCGAUCGCCUAAAGGGAGACGUUCAGUUUCGCUCUCUGACAUUAGUGUUGCGUUGGUAUCAGAGCCAGUUGUCUUCGCCAACUACUCACGGUUCGCCGCCCCUGCCUCCCCCUCGAACCUUGUCCAGAAGACAAGUCAACCCCCGAGCCGAGUCUCUUCCCCUGCCCCUGGGCCCUCCUCGGGGAGCUCCACUCUCGAAAUGACCAGAUCAACUAUACUUGAGCCAUCAACUGGGCUUGUAGACUCUCGACGGCUUGACAGAAGUGCGCCCGAAUUGGAAGGAUCCGUGUACACCUAUGAUGGGAGGUUUUCAGAUGCCGACACGGAAGAGGGAGAGGCCCGGAGCUAUGGUUACUUGGAGGAAUCGCAAGACUUCGCUGAUGAUGACAAGCUGCUGGACAACCCUGCCUACCUUGAUUCUGUUAUCAACUCUCAGAUUCAAGACGACGAAUUAGAGGCACUGGAAAACCUGCCAAUAGGAACUAGUCACUUGGCUGCAAGCAGUGGGCUUGUUCCGCGCCCGCUACAAUUACCCACACCUGGGACAACAGAACCAGCUCACGACACACCAAGUGCCAUGAUUCUUGCACCGAGGCCACAAAUGCCAGGAGUACAUGGGCUUGCGCGUUCUUCCGAUUCUAGUGCGCCUCAAACCCGAUCCACGCUACCUGCCCUCAUCACGGAACAUGAUCAAAAUCCUGAGCCAUUCCCACAAUUUCAGUCAUCACUACCUACAUCCGCGCCAUCUUCGGAGACCGACAGUUCGAGCUCAACAUCUGGGUCUUUCCAUCAAGGCGAUCUCAGUGAGUCUCGGCUCUUCUCCCACGACGAGGCACAAAGCAUGUACAUGAGUGCCAUUAGUCAUGGUUCUACAUCGCGAAGUUUCAUGCCGAACAUGCCCGGUGCUUGGGAUUCCUCUGAAUCUCAGGUCAUGAGGGACUCAGUUGCAAAGAACGCAGUUCCGGGUAGCUCAGAGGGUGGACAUGAGCACGACGACCAUGACGGGACAUCUGUAUCAACACCGAAACUCACACCUCAGUCUAAGCCAGAUUUAUCUCAAUCACAGUCAACUGAGCAACAGCCACCAGACAAUGACUCUCAUUUUGAUCUGAAAGAGAGACCGUCUGUUCAGGUCUCAACUGAAGAACAUAAGUCGGCUGACGUUGCGAGGAAGUUUUUCAGUAUUGAUAGGAUCCAGAUUUCGAUUCCAUCUAUCGAUUCUACCAAGGGAAAUAAUGAGGCCGAAUCCACAAGACCACAUCGACAUGCCCCGUAUGAGGACUUGAAGGAAUCGGCAGUUAACCUGCAGGACUCUCUAGUCGAGGACAGCUUAUUAAACUCGUCGAUGCGAUCUCGCGGUGAUUCGAACACGGCUGUUCCUCCUUUCAAUGAUGCCAAAGAUAUGAAUCAGCAUGAACAUAAAUUGAGAGAUCACAUUGGUUUGGAGAUAUUCUCUGCAGAAAUUCAAUUCGACAUCGCAAUCGGUUGGCUUGUUGUCAAGGUCGGACAAAGAAUCCUUAGUACCUUCGCUGAUCCGGCUGAUGACAUGACACGAGAACAUCGUCCGCCACAGGAAUCAAAGGUGGCGCAAGCCUUUCGAGUCUCCCUUGAUAGCUUCGCGAUCAAAUUCGUCGACCACGUCCCAGGGCAUGCAUAUCCUCCUGAAAAUGACUCGGCGUUCAUCACCCAAAAUCAGGAAGAGAUUCUGCUUCAAGCGGUGAUCUCGGGCUUCAAGGCCAAUUUCGCCGCGAACGACAAUAUUACUACGCUACAUCUGGAUGUGGCCAAGUUUAUAGUGGGCUUCGCGCAGGAGGAACUGAUUUCUUUCAGCGAAGAACUCAAGAUGCGCGAAUCCACUAGGGAUGUCACUUCAUCAAGCCAAGGUGACAUCUCGGUGAAGGUUCGGAUGACUUCGAAAGCGACGACGGCUGAGCUCAUGACGCUUCCCUUACAACUUAAUCUCAACAUCCAGCGCCUGGAAGAGGCCAUAGGGUGGGUAGGCGGUUUGAGCACCAUUCUGGAACUUGGAAGCUCCAUUUCAUCUAGUUCUUCGAGCAAGGGGCCGAGCAAGGACACACCGAAGCGUCCUCGCGGAGUGCACUUUGAAAGUGGCCCUCCCCCGGCGACUGCACAAUCACCUGGAACAGUACCGGUCAAGGUGAAUGCUCGAAUUGGUGGCAUUGCGUUGAACAUCAUCGGGGAAAGUCACUACAUUAAACUCAGGACAACGGCAGUAAAGGUUGUCAGUAGAUCUGAGGGAUUGGGAAUCCAGAUUGACAAGGCGAAACUUAGCGGGCCAUGGCCUCUCGAAUUUAACCGCGAGGCGCCCGCUUCUGUGAGUUUGAAUGAUAUCAGAUUUGAAUUUCUUUUCGCUCCAAAAGAGCGCGACCUGGAUCGGCUUCUCGCGUUGAUCACGCCUUCGAAAGAUAAAUACGAUGAAGAUGACGAUAUCAUGUUGGACACGCUAUUCCGCCAGCGUAACCAGGGAUCUGUCCUUCGUGUCACAGUUGGCCGGACGCAGACUGUCGUAUCUCGGACCGCUGAUUUGGAAUCUCUUAUGCAGCUUGCGGACGAGAUAAGUCGACUGUCGAAUGUCGCCAAAUACUUGCCUGAAGACGAUAGACCCGGAGUUCUGACUCUGAUCUUACUGCGUGAGUUUGAGGUUCAAACAUACCUUGGUGGAAAGGUAGGCGUCAUUCGAGCUAGGCUCCAGGAUGCCGAAGCAGCAUAUAUCAGUCUUCCGUCCCUUGUGGCUGCUCAAAUCGGUCACAUACAAGUUGCGAGGAACGAAGAUGAGGAGCUCGUCGGCGAUGCACUUCCUGGAGCAGAGGGAUACUUCUCAAACGACACAACAAUGCCGGUCCUCAUGGUCCGUUUCAUUGCGGAUGAGAUGGAUCCUACGAUCAAGGUCAAGCUACAUGGCCUCCGUGCAGAAUACUCGCUUCCUUCCGUCAUCGCAUUCCUUGGGCUUGGAGAUGAGCUGACAACUGGCGACGUCGCUGCGAACAUGGCAAACUCAAUCGCCAAUCUUCCUGAGUUUCAGCCAGCACAACUGGAAGCGUCAAAUCAGGCGUCAAGCCAGGACACUCCCACAAAACCCACAAAAUUGACAGUUGAUCUUCGAGAUUGUGUUCUGAGCCUCAAUCCUCGCAGCACUCCUGCGAAAGGUCUCAUUGUCCUCACGAACGCUAAAUUCUCCGGUACCAUGCAUGAUGUUGUCUCCUCAGAGGCCAUUUUGGACCUUCGUAAAGCGUCAAUCUUGGUCAUUGACGAUGUCAAGAACGUGGAUCUCGCAAAUAAUCUGCACCAACGAAACCUGAACUCUCCCCAAAGCGCCCAGAUCCAGACCUUCAUUGACAAGGGCUAUGUUUCCAUUUGCACUGUAUCUUCGGCCACAGCUACUGUGAAGAUUGUGCGCCUGAGUGAAGACGGGGAGAAGUCUCUUGAUGUGGAGCUCAAAGACGACUUGCUCAUCCUGGAAACCUGCGCUGAUUCCACGCAGACUCUUAUCAGUAUCUUGAAUGGGCUGCAGCCGCCCACUCCCCCAAGUGUGGUUACGAAAUAUCGAACCGAGGUUCUUCCAAUCCAAGACAUGCUAGCAUCUUUCACUGGGGACGCCUUUGUGACUGACCAAUUGGAAGAUGCUACUGCCACCGGCCCUGAUUCUUUGGAACAAACACAAGACACAGGGGAAAUAUUGGAUGAUGAAAUUGAAUAUGUGAGCGUGGGCUCCGAACAGAGUGCUCUGCCUGGGGCCGGCUUGGCAACGGGCUCGAGCGAACUGCUUGACAGUUUCCACUCGCAGUAUCAUGUCUCGGCAAGUAUCUCUGAUCUUGACUUUCGUGACGACCACUUCGCGCAGAAGUCUGCUGUUGGGGGCACAGCGCAUAGGUGGGAUUCAACGCAGAAUACAUAUGGUCUCUCAGACGACUCGAAGCUCCAAAGGAGUCCCUUGAGGGUGAGAGUACGUGACGCUCAUGUCAUUUGGAAUCUAUUUGAUGGCUAUGACUGGCAACGAACAAGGGAUACGAUCUCGAAGGCGGUAAAAGAGGUUGAAAGAAAGGCCACCGAGCGCCGUGCCCGCACCGGCAGUCGAGCUUCCCCUAGCUUUGAUGAGGAAGAGGAAUCCGUUAUCGGAGACUGCCUUUUCAACUCAAUUUACAUCGGGGUUCCCGCCAACAAAGAUCCUCGAGAGAUUCGCAAUGAUAUCAAUCGCAACAUCGAUGACCUUGUCAGUGAAACAGGAAGCUAUGCGACCACUACAACUGUCACUGGAGCGACUGUGCGACAAAGUCAAUCGCCUUCGUUACGGGGAAAGAAACUACGGUUGUCUCGAAGCAAGUACCACAAAAUGACCUUUGAGCUGAAAGGGAUUUGCGCAGAUCUAGUCGUGUUUCCGCCUGGCCUGGACGAAACACAAAGCUCCUUGGAUGUUCGGGUGGACGAUGUGGAAAUUUUCGACCAUGUGCCUACCUCGACAUGGAAGAAAUUUGCAACCUAUAUGCAUGAAGCCGGCGAAAAGGAGAGUGGAACGAGUAUGUUGCAUCUGGAGAUUCUGACGGUCCGGCCUGUGCCCGAACUUGCUGCUUCUGAGAUUGUGCUCAAGGCGACCUUACUUCCUCUCCGAUUGCACGUUGACCAGGACGCUUUGGACUUCAUUUGCCGAUUCUUUGAGUUCAGGGAUGACACUGCACCGACGCCGACCGCUCCAAGCGAAGUCCCCUUCCUGCAACGAGCUGAAAUUAAUGCUGUGCCAGUGAAACUAGACUUUAAGCCCAAGCGGGUGGACUAUGCUGGUCUUCGAUCGGGUCGUACUACCGAGUUCAUGAACUUCUUUGUGCUGGACGGAGCAGAUAUGGUGAUGCGGCAUGUCAUCAUUUACGGUGUUUCUGGUUUCGAUAAGUUGGGCCAGACACUCAAUGACAUCUGGAUGCCCGAUAUCAAGAGUAAUCAGCUACCGGGAGUUCUGGCUGGUCUGGCCCCCAUCAGGUCACUGGUCAACGUGGGUGGAGGCGUGAAGGACUUGGUUAUGGUGCCCAUGCGCGAAUACAAGAAGGACGGCCGUAUUGUUCGGAGUAUCCAGAAAGGCGCCUUGGCGUUUGCUAAGACCACCUCUCAUGAACUGAUCAAACUGGGAGCCAAGCUUGCGAUUGGAACUCAAACGGUGUUGCAAGGUGCCGAGGAUCUGUUGUCCAGCCCUAAUGUACCGACCGCGGGCCAAGAAGACGAUUUCGGUGACGAUGAAGAUGCCAAGAAGAUCUCGCUGUAUGCUGACCAACCACUUGGAGUUGCUCAGGGUCUCCGAGGCGGAUUUAGAGGCCUAGAGCGUGAUCUGUUGACGGCACGGGAUGCCAUUGUCGCGGUUCCUGGCGAGGUGCUGGAGAGCGGAAGUGCCAAGGCUGCUGCCAAAGCAGUGUUCAAGCGUGCGCCGACUGUUAUCCUCCGGCCUGCAAUCGGUGUUACCAAGGCUGUGGGACAGACCUUGCUAGGUGCCGGCAACACUCUCGAUCCUAGCAAUCGCCGCAAGAUGGAAGACAAAUACAAACGCCAUUAAAACGACUUUCACGCGACAUUCCGACUAAUUUUAAUUUGAUAUCAUGGAUGCUUGAUACCACGAUUGCACGGCAGCCAGAUUCUCACUAUUCGAGCAUGGCUCUUUUUCCCUCUCCAAUACUCAGGUCAUACCUGGAAGCAGCUGCAACUAGUACAUAUAAUCACAACACGACCACUAGUGGCAGGAUCUUUAUGAGCUGUAGGCAGGUUGUACCCGGAGAUUUAGACGCGGUUGCAAGGAUUUGUCCUCAUAUUCUGGUUUUUCUUUCUCCUCUCUU
Molecule: messenger RNA, 6674 nt
Organism: Aspergillus aculeatus ATCC 16872
Lineage: Eukaryota; Fungi; Ascomycota; Eurotiomycetes; Eurotiales; Aspergillaceae
Gene: atg2
Product: putative autophagy regulatory protein Atg2
Exons: 3
Coding region: 80-6397 (2105 amino acids)
Biological process (GO): autophagy of mitochondrion; piecemeal microautophagy of the nucleus; autophagosome assembly
Cellular component (GO): extrinsic component of membrane; phagophore assembly site
Molecular function (GO): phosphatidylinositol-3-phosphate binding
Source: RefSeq, a predicted model, not a curated record